AUGGGGUUGAAAACAUUUUUAACUAACCGAUCAAAAAAUCGAAGAUUCCGUCUGAAUGGAAUACAUCCAUCGGAACGUUUACCAUUCAAGGAAAGAUUGUGUCAAGCAUUUCGAGAUCAUCUAGUUUAUAAUCCCGAAGAUCUACCACCAAAAACCGAUCUUCGCGAACAAAUGACACCAGUAGAAGAUCAAUCAAGAAUUGGAAGUUGCUCAGCAAACUGUUUAGCUGGAGCGUAUGAAUAUUUAACAAAGAGAGAAAGCCAUCAGAAUAUCGAUAUUAGUCGCUUGUUUAUCUACUACAAUGGUCGUGUAAAAGAAAAUGGAAGCGAGAAUGAUAUAACUGAUUCAGGAUGUUCAAUGACGUGUAUUAUUGAAGCAUUAGAAGAGUACGGCACUUGUCUGGAAUCUCUUUGGCCGUAUGAUGUUACACAAGUCAACGAACAGCCAAGUGAUGAAGCUUAUCAACAGGCCAAACAUCACAAGAUUACCGAAGCAUUACAGAUUAAUAUUGACUUAUACGAAAUGAAAUCAUGUUUAGCGCAGGGUUUUCCAUUUGCAUUUGGUUUGAAACUUUUCUCAUCAUUUGAUCAAGCAGCCCAAUCGGGUAUUGUACCGAUGCCGAAUUCAUCGGAUCGUACUCGACAAUCGGAUGGAAGGUUUGUUUCUUUCGUUGAUUAA
Molecule: messenger RNA, 678 nt
Organism: Adineta ricciae
Lineage: Eukaryota; Metazoa; Rotifera; Eurotatoria; Adinetida; Adinetidae
Source: the annotation of a GenBank genome assembly